This is a messenger RNA of Drosophila navojoa, 1709 nucleotides long. RefSeq names its product phosphatidylinositol glycan anchor biosynthesis class A (gene PIG-A). Gene Ontology annotation, molecular function: phosphatidylinositol N-acetylglucosaminyltransferase activity. The record is from RefSeq and is a predicted model, not a curated record. Lineage: Eukaryota; Metazoa; Arthropoda; Insecta; Diptera; Drosophilidae. Gene Ontology annotation, cellular component: glycosylphosphatidylinositol-N-acetylglucosaminyltransferase (GPI-GnT) complex. Gene Ontology annotation, biological process: GPI anchor biosynthetic process.
AUUUUGUUUAACUAUUCCGAAUGUAGAAACCCAACUUGAUUUUAGUUUAGUCAGUUUGCUGUUUUAAAAUAUAAAUAAUUUUAUUUGUGUGUAAUGUCAACGGUAUAUGAGCUGGCAAACUGCAAUAAAUCAGAGCAAAAAUGCGCAUCUGCAUGGUAUCGGACUUUUUCUAUCCCAGCAUUGGCGGCGUCGAAGAACAUGUUUACAAUCUCUCCCAAAUGCUGCUCGCAUUGGGACACAAGGUUGUUGUUUUGACGCACGCUUACGGAGAUUGCAGCGGCAUUCGAUAUGUGACGAAUGGCCUGAAAGUUUAUUACCUGCCCAUAAAGGUCUGCUACAAUCAGUGCAUCCUGCCCACUGCCGUCUGCAAUGUGCCUAUGCUGCGCGCUGUGCUGCUGCGCGAGCAAGUUGACGUAGUCCAUGGCCAUUCGGCGUUUAGCGCCCUGGCUCACGAAGCUUUAAUGGUGGGCGCGCUGCUCGGACUGAAGACUGUCUUCACGGAUCACAGCUUGUUUGGCUUUGCUGAUCUCUCUGCUGCCUUAACGAACAAACUCUUGGAAAUCACGUUGAGUAUGGUGAAUCAUGCUAUCUGCGUCUCACACAUAGGCAAGGAGAACACCGUGCUGCGUGCCUGUGUUGCGAAGCAUCGUGUCUCUGUCAUACCCAAUGCUGUGGACACGGCGCUCUUCACCCCCGAUCCUUCACAGAGACCCAAAAAUGGGGUCAUAAACAUAGUCGUUGCCUCGCGCUUGGUCUACCGCAAGGGCAUCGAUCUGCUGGCAGGGGUGAUUCCUCGCUUUAAGAAUACCCCUAAUAUAAACUUCAUUAUUGUCGGGGAUGGCCCAAAGCGGGAUCUUCUGGAGGAGAUUCGCGAGAAGACGAAUAUGCAGGACCGAGUCGAGAUUCUGGGCGCUGUGGAGCAUGCCAAGGUGCGAGAUGUCCUUGUGCGUGGUCACAUCUUUGUCAACACUUCCCUGACGGAGGCAUAUUGCAUGGCCAUAGUGGAGGCCGCUAGCUGUGGCCUCCAAGUGGUGUCCACCAGUGUGGGUGGCAUUCCCGAGGUGCUGCCCAAUAACCUAAUACUGCUUGCUGAGCCGGACAUAGAGGCAAUCUAUGGGGCGAUAUUGGUGGCCAUAGAUCGGCAUCGCAGCACUUGCAUCACGACGGGAAUAGAGAACAGCACUAGGAGACCGAGGCCGAAAGUUGGAAAUGGUGCAGGAGCAGCUGUUAGAUUAACAGGUGGAGCAGGGAACGAUGCCCCGGGAGGAAAAGACUCUACAGGAGCAAUAGGAGGUGCAGCGGCUUCAACUGCCAAUCAGGCGGAGCCUGUUCUCUGUCCGCACAGAUGCAACGAGCUGGUGGAAACUCUCUACAACUGGGAGGACGUUGCCCAGCGCACAGUCAAGGUCUACGAUCGUGUGCUAAGGGAACGCGCCUUUACGCUCAGCGAACUGAUCUAUUCGGUCUACCAGUGUGGAGCCUGGUUUUUGGCGUUCCUAGUGGUAGGCCACUUUACGUUGCGCCUGAUGGAUCGCUGGCGGCCCCGCAGUCGCAUUGAGUUUGCCCACGAGGCCAGACGAAAGCCUUGAUAAUGCUACAUACAUGUGUUCCACUAGAACUUCCAAUUCAUUGUUAGUAUUGGUUAUAGAUAAUUUGUCAAUUAGUUCAAAUAUACCAAGGAAUUCGCUAUAAAAUUUUCUGAUAAGAUA